Molecule: messenger RNA, 861 nt
Organism: Cajanus cajan (pigeon pea)
Lineage: Eukaryota; Viridiplantae; Streptophyta; Magnoliopsida; Fabales; Fabaceae
Product: HIT-type Zinc finger family protein
Biological process (GO): maturation of LSU-rRNA from tricistronic rRNA transcript (SSU-rRNA, 5.8S rRNA, LSU-rRNA); snoRNA localization; box C/D snoRNP assembly
Cellular component (GO): nucleus; pre-snoRNP complex
Source: RefSeq, a predicted model, not a curated record
AUAGAAAUAAUCGGCGAUACCGUACGUUUAUGAGAUUACCCGGGUGAGAUUGCCAAAGGGUUUUGAGGUUUUUGGUUUUGGUUGAAGCUCCCUCUUUCAAUUACCAAAAUCCAACGAUUAAUUCUGAAUUUCCUUCGAUUCCGUUAUAAAAGCAUAAACGGUUGUGUUUGAGUUGAGAAUGGGUCCUCGACAGUGUCAAGUCUGCGACCAAGCUCAGUCCAAGUACAAGUGCCCUUCAUGUUACUUACCUUAUUGUUCCCUUGUCUGUUUCAAGAAACACAAAGAAUCUCCAUGUGUCAAGCCGCAACCAUCAGAGGCCAAAACAACUGCUGUUUCAGAAUCAAUUGUAGAAAAGCCAUUAGUUGUCAAUGAAACAAGUCAUGUGUUGCAAAAAUUCCAACUGGAGGCCAUAGCCUCUUCCAGUGAGAUUCGUGAUGCUUUGAAUGAUAAGUCUCUUCAAGAACUAAUUUGCCAUAUUGAUUGUUCCUCAAAUGCAGACAAUGAACUUGAUAAAGCUAUGGCAGAGGAGGCAUUUCGGUUGUUCACUGACAAGAUUUUAUCAACCAUCAACCCCUAACUGCUAGCACUGGUUGCUGAAAGAAGAUUUUGUGGAAUAUAAAAGGAACACCCGAUAAGCCUCCGAAUUUUGCAAGUUUUGGUUAAUAUUUCUUUUUCAUUUGUACAGCUUUAAUUUACCUGUGAUUCAGCUUUUGAUGUAUGAUAAAUUUUGUAUCUUGAUUGAGGCAUUGUAUUGGUAAAGAGAUUGAUUUGAUACCUAGAUUUUGCUAGUAAAUCUCAAACUGUCCAGUGUUGCCUUUGAGUUUUGACUCUCUUGAAUUAUCGGGUUACAUUUUCAUUCAA